AGCCGCUGUGCAGCACCUCCCUGUGAGCUCGGUCCACCAAUUCGGAGCGCGGCUCCUUCCCUCUCCCAGUCCCUCUCCCUCUCACACACACACACACACACACAUCUCGACUCCUCCGUUCUUACGUCUGGAUUUCCCAGUGCAAAAAUAGCCGGACGCAGGAAAACGUGUUGUGCGGCGGCGAGAGUGCGGGAACGGCUGGUUUAAAAGCGGAGGGAAGGAGGAGCAGGCAAUAGGGAAAGGAGAGAGCGAGACAGAGUCACAGCAGAAUGUGCAUUGACGUGGUGAAAAGUGCAGCGAGAGAGCACCAGUUUUGAGCUCGGCCCUCUGAAAGAUCUAAUUGCUUCCACACACACAAAAAAUGGACUCGGACGCCGGUAGCAAACGCGUCUCCUUUUCCCUCUCCUUCAUCAGCCUCUGCAUCUUCUUGACAACAGCCCACUCUUAUGACUGCGAUGAUCACUUAGUGUCUGAUUUGCCUCAGUUGGUGUUCGAUUCUUCCUCAGAGUUGUCUAGCAGUCACAGCCCUGGCUUUGCAAAGCUCAACAGACGCGAUGGAGCAGGUGGCUGGUCCCCACUGGAAUCAAAUAAACACCAAUGGUUGCAGUUAGAUCUCGGUGAGAGGACAGAGAUUACUGCCAUAGCAACUCAAGGUCGAUAUGGUAGUUCAGACUGGGUUAUAAGUUACCUGCUGAUGUUCAGUGAUACUGGAAGGAACUGGAAGCAAUAUCGUCAGGAAGACAGUAUUUGGGCUUUCACAGGGAAUGCCAAUGCAGAUGGUGUUGUGCGACACAAGCUGCAGCACUCCAUUAAAGCAAGACUGCUUCGCUUUGUUCCUCUUGAGUGGAAUCCACAUGGCAGAAUAGGGAUGAGAGUUGAAGUUUAUGGCUGUUCAUACAAAUCUGAUGUCGCCGACUUUGAUGGCAGAAGUUCACUACUCUACAGGUUCCAUCAGAAGAGCAUGAGCACGGUCAAGGACAUAAUUUCCUUGAAAUUCAAGACAAUGCAAAGUGAUGGAGUUAUGUUGCAUGGAGAAGGACAACGCGGAGAUCGUAUUACACUGGAGCUAAAGAAAGGCAAACUUUCAUUGCAGAUCAAUUUAGGUGACACCAAGUUGCAUUCCAUCAGUAGUCACACCUCAGUGACACUGGGGAGUCUGCUGGACGAUCAGCACUGGCACUCCAUUACCAUCGAACGCUACAACAAGCAAGUGAACUUUACUGUGGAUCAGCACACACAGCACUUUCGAACCAAAGGAGAUUUCGAUUAUCUGGAUAUUGAUUACGAGCUCAGUUUUGGAGGAAUCCCAAUUCCAGGCAAAUCGGUGACUUUUCGGAGGAAGAACUUUCAUGGCUGCAUUGAAAAUCUAUAUUACAAUGGAAUGAAUAUCGUUGAUCUGGCAAAGAGGCAUAAACCUCAGAUACACAUUAUGGGCAAUGUAACUUUUUCAUGUUCAGAGCCACAUAUCAUUCCAGUCACAUUCAUGAGUUCCAGCAGUUACUUGUUGCUGCCUGGCCCACCUCAACUGGAUGGACUGUCUAUCAGUUUCCAAUUCCGCACUUGGAACAAGGAUGGUCUCUUGCUGCACAGUGAACUUCGUGAAGCAUCUGGAACUCUACAGAUUCAUCUAAGUGAUGGAAAGCUGAAAAUAGCCAUUCUGAAACUGUCAAGGACCCAAACUGACAUUGCUACAGGUAAGCACUUGAAUGAUGGGCAGUGGCAUUGCAUUCAUUUCAAUGCAAGAAGGAAUCAUGUCAGUAUCACACUGGACAAUGAUGCUGCAUCGACGGUUCAUUCAACUGUGCAGAUUCAUUCAGGAAACAGUUAUUAUUUUGGAGGCUGCCCUGAAACUGUCAGAAAUGCUGGAUGUUCAAAUCCCUUUGGUGCUUUCCAUGGCUGCAUGCGACUCAUCUUCAUAGACAAUCAGCCAGCAGAUCUCAUUCUGGUUCAGCAAGGCUUGCUCGGAAACUUUAGUGACCUUCAACUAGACUUGUGCGGUAUUGUAGACAGAUGUUUGCCAAAUUACUGUGAGCAUGGCGGAGAAUGCUCACAGUCCUGGAGUACCUUUUACUGUGACUGUACAGGAACAGACUAUAAAGGAGCUACCUGCCACAAUUCGGUGCAUGAACAGUCAUGUGAAGCUUACAAACACACUGGGAAUACAUCAGGUUUCUUCUUCAUUGAUCCAGAUGGCAGUGGUCCAGUGGGACCGCUCUUGGUAUACUGUAACAUGACAGAAGAUAAAACCUGGACAGUGAUUCAGCACAACAAUACUGAGCUAACCAAAGUGAGAGGUUCGAAUGUAGAGAAGCCUUACCUAAUGCAGCUAAACUACAAUGCCAGCAUGGAACAGCUUCGAGCCAUGAUUAACAGCAUGGACUAUUGUGAGCAGAAAGUGGCCUACCACUGCAGGAAGUCACGCCUUUUAAACACGCCAAAUGGUGUACCAUUCACAUGGUGGAUCGGGGGAGCCAAUGAAAAGCAAGUUUACUGGGGCGGUUCAUCGCCAGGAGUUCAAAAAUGUGCCUGUGGAUUGGCAGGGGACUGUUUAGAUACAAACUAUGACUGCAACUGUGACGCUGAUAAUGAUAAAUGGGCUAAUGACACAGGACAUCUUUCGUACAAAGAUGAUUUACCUGUAACGCAGAUUGUUAUUGGGGACACAGACAGAACACAUUCAGAAGCUGCCUAUAGGGUUGGACCACUUCGUUGCUAUGGUGACAGACAUUACUGGAAUGCAGCAUCAUUCAACACUGAAUCUUUCUAUCUCCACUUCCCCACAUUCCACGGUGAGCUGAGUGCGGAUAUUUCAUUUUUCUUCAAAACGACAGCUUCCUCAGGCGUUUUCCUGGAGAAUCUUGGAAUUAAGGACUUCAUAAGAAUUGAGCUGAACUCUCCAUCUGAGGUGGUUCUUUCAUUUGAUGUGGGUAAUGGACCAUUUGAGGUGACUGUGAAAUCACCUACGCAUUUGAACGACAAUCAGUGGCAUUAUGUUGAAGCAGAACGAAACAUCAGAGAGGCCUCCCUUCAAGUGGAUCACCUGCCAAGGAAAGCUCAAGAGGCCCCCUCUGACGGACAUAUCCAGUUGCAGCUCAGUAGUCAGCUGUUUGUCGGUGGAACUGCCUCGAGGCAGAAAGGAUUCCUUGGAUGUAUUCGCUCUUUAAGGUUAAAUGGAGUCACCCUUGAUCUUGAGGAAAGAGCCAAAAUUACCCCUGGGGUGAAGCCAGGAUGCCUGGGACAUUGUAGCAGUUAUGGUAACCUGUGUCACAAUGGAGGGAGAUGUAUAGAGAAGUACAAUGGUUACUCAUGCAACUGUAGUCACUCUGCUUAUGAUGGGCCAUUCUGUAAAAAAGAGAUUUCUGCACUCUUCGAGCCUGGAACAUCACUGAUCUACACACUAGAUGGAUCUUCCACCAUUGUCAAGAAUUUAAGUGGUCCUUCAUCUUUCACAUCCUCUGACAUCACUCUCUUGAAGGAGAAUAUUGCAUUCAGUUUUCGAACUACACAUGCACCUUGUAUUCUCCUUUAUGUUAGUUCUCUUAAUGGGGAAUAUUUGGCUGUAACUCUGUCGAGAAAUGGGAGUUUUCAAAUAAGAUACAAACUGGACGGCGAUAACGAUCCUGUUUUCUUGAGUAUUGAUACCAGAAACUGGGCAAAUGGCCAGGUUCAUAGUGUCAAGAUCGAUCGAGAAGGGCAAGCCAUCUACAUUCAGAUUGAUCAAUUCACGACUGUGGAGUAUAGCCUCCCUUCAGAUAUGGAUCUCAGAUUUAAUUCUGUUAGAUCUCUUACUCUUGGCAAGAUUGUGGACAGUGAUAAUCUAGAUAAAGAGACGCACAGAGCGAACACAGAAGGCUUCGUUGGCUGCCUGUCAGCAGUCCAGUUCAAUGGGAUUACUCCUCUGAAAGUUGCGUUACAAAAUUCAGGUUCUCCUUUAGUCUCCAUAAAAGGGCGUUUUGUUGAAUCAAGUUGUGGAUCUGCCCUCAGGAGCGAAUCAACAGCAAUCACCACAUCACACUCUCUAACAGAUCAUUCUGGGACGAUAGAUGUGGGUCAACCAUUAAAAAAUUCAGUCAGAGGUGACUCAGCAGUCAUUGGAGGUAUUAUAGCAAUCGUGAUCUUUGUCAUCCUCUGCAUCGUUGCUGUAACAGGACGCCUGUUGUACAGGCACAAAGGCACGUAUCGCACCAACGAAACAAAGGGGGUGGAAUAUGCUGAAAAUACUGACACCACACUGAAGAACAAUGCCACUUAUCAGGACUCCAUUAGUGAAGGCAAGAAGGAAUAUUUCAUCUGACAGUGAUACAAGCCCUUCUCAUUACCUCAGUUACAGCAGAAGAUUAAUAACACUAACAGCUGGGACUCACUGACUGUACAAUGAGUUAACAAUGGACUCUGCAGCCAAAAUGGCCAAAAGUUAGCACAAAGUACUGUACAUGGCAUAGGACUGGUUUUCAUGAUCAGAUGGGGCAGAAUUUGUUGUUUUCUGUAAACUGUGGAUGAGUUUAGCAGAAUAGAUAUACAAAUUCUAUCGAAUUUGAAAAAUGUUUAUAAACAGCUAUUAAAAGGUGAAAUCUUUUACUUUAAGUGGCCCAAAGCAGAUAUCCCAUUUAUGUCAAUAGCAUUAUUUUAAAAGCUGGCUGGGGAAAGAUGGUGCACACGUCCACCGAAGCAGUUAAGUGAUAUAGAAAAAAGUUCAAACUAAAUCAGAUUCACUAAAGAUUCUGAUCAGUGGAACUUCAAUAUUGACUUAAUAAAUGCAACUUUGAUAGAAAUCAUCUUUUUUUAUUCAGUGAUCUGUUCCAUUCAUUCCAUCCAUGAGGAGUCAGUUGAUUUCUUCCUCCUGUGCUUAAGUUGGUUUUGCAAUAUUUUUGCACACACUUGUAAUUGUGCAGGGUUACACCAGGGACUGUGGUUAGCACAAGAGACAUGAAGGGAGACAGAUUCUAAUUUCCUAUAAAUUGACUUUGGAACAGGCAAAACAAAAGAAGUUUAGAUCACCAAGUUUAUAAAGUGCAUUGUGACCUAAAUAGCCUCAGGCAAACAUGGAUCUGUUUGGCAUGUAUUUCAUUCAUAGCUCAACUUGCAGUCUGUAAGACCACAGCAAAUGGACCACCAUACAGUUUGAAUUAAACAAUACUGCUUUUUGUUUGUCUCAACACAGUUUGUGUAACACAAAGCUGCUCUGUUCCUGUUGGUAGUAGACUAGCAAUCUUACCAGAGAUGCUGCAUUGUAGACAGUAUAAGGAUUUCUUCUUGAAAAUCUCACCUUUGCAGGAACUGUCCACUUUACACAGUGCCAGAUCAAAAGCACCCUGAUCCUAAACUGAAUGAUCUUAUACUUGAACUGAGUCUGCUUGAUGCUAGUACUGGGUUUCCAAAAUGGGAAGUGUUCCUUUCCCCAAAUACUAACAUCCUACAAAUAAAUGUGACAUUGUUAUAAAAGAUGUGUUUGUUCAUAAUAUGGUCCAGAGAUAGUGAGCACAGUAGUCCAUUCUGAGUAGGUAGUUUUCUAAUUAAACCCUUUCAUUUGAACAUAUAAUCUUCCCUUUUAUUAUUCAGUGUGUCUUUGGUACAUACUAUCAGCAACAUUUAAACCAACAACAGACUAAUUUAUAAGAAUCAAAACCUUCUUUUUGUUUCUAUAAUGUGACUGAAGUGCUAUGAUGCUGAAUUUAAAAUGACUGCUGCAGCCUUACAUAUAUUUAUAAAAGUGCUUUGUAAAAGUGUUCUGUGUUACAACUUCUUGAAGUACCUCCUUGUGUGAAAAUUUUACAACUCUUUUGUAAAAAAAAGGAACAUCCAAUGUCAUGUUAACACUCAUCCUGGAUUCAAAGUGGUCAAGUGUAAAUUUAAACAGUUGUCCUCCUCCUUGUAUUUUACAUCUACAAGUUAUCUCUUACAUUUACGAUUAAACUAAUAAGAUGAAAACAAAAGAAUAUGACAUCUA
Chiloscyllium plagiosum (whitespotted bambooshark) is the source of this 5947-nucleotide messenger RNA. RefSeq names its product contactin-associated protein-like 5. The record is from RefSeq and is a predicted model, not a curated record. NCBI's taxonomy places the organism in Eukaryota, Metazoa, Chordata, Chondrichthyes, Orectolobiformes, Hemiscylliidae.